UUUUUAUGGAGGACAAUACGUUCAGCGAUGAUUUCGAUAUUGAUGACAGUGCAAUGUCACCAGGUCAAAACAACCCACUAAAUGACUACAAAAAACAGGCCCGCGCACAGCACAAUGCGUUGGAAAGACGACGACGUGACAAUAUUAAAGAUAUGUAUUGCUCAUUGAAGGAUGGAAUCCCAAAUUUCUCCAGUGAUCGCGCAUCUCGAGCUCAAAUAUUGAGAAAAGCUUAUGAAACCAUUCAAGCAGGGAAUGACGAACUAAAAAAUCUUAGCCAAGAGGUGAAAAAAAUAGAAGAACAUAACGAACAUUUACGGAAGCAAUUGGAGGCACAAACAAAAGUUACGCGUUAAAUUUAGAUUUAUAUCGAAUAUUCAAUUCAAGGAACGAAUUUAUGGUAUAAAAUUAUUUAAAUAAUUUCAAUUUGAGGGAAUUGUAUUAUAAGUUAAAACUGUAUUUUUGGGAACACCUUAGUUUUUUCUUAUGUUUUCCCUCUUCGGCUUGGCUUAUAUGAAAGUUUUAUUGAUAUAAGAAACUAAUAGAUCAUCGAAAAAUAAUUCUGAUUUAUGUGACGGUGUUGAGGAAAAAACAAAAAGAGGAGAUCAAACAUACAUAAAUAUUUUGAGAGAUUUGGCGCCAAUCCCGACCUCGCUCAUUGAGCUUAAGCAAGAAAGGUAGAGCGGCAAACCUUUUCAUAAGAUAAAAGUAGCAGAAACGGUGAGAUGAUCGAUCGUCGAGGGCAACACCCACAUUGGGAAAAGCGGAGGUUUUUUUCUUCUUA
Molecule: messenger RNA, 781 nt
Organism: Meloidogyne enterolobii
Lineage: Eukaryota; Metazoa; Nematoda; Chromadorea; Rhabditida; Meloidogynidae
Source: the annotation of a GenBank genome assembly